This is a messenger RNA of Monopterus albus (swamp eel), 1190 nucleotides long. RefSeq names its product TatD DNase domain containing 1 (gene tatdn1). Lineage: Eukaryota; Metazoa; Chordata; Actinopteri; Synbranchiformes; Synbranchidae. The transcript has 12 exons. Gene Ontology annotation, cellular component: cytosol. Gene Ontology annotation, molecular function: 3'-5'-DNA exonuclease activity. The record is from RefSeq and is a predicted model, not a curated record. The coding region runs from base 199 to 1041 and encodes 280 amino acids.
AACAGGUUUUAAUUCUAGAAAUGUGUUGUUAGACCAUGGUUGACAUCCACUCUACGUGACAGUUUCAUUACAGUCAAUAUUCUGAAGCAGAAAUGUUUCGUGAUAAUUCAAUGUUGAAGUCACAUUCAUUAAUAAUAACAGUUGAGCAAUGAACAAUCAACUGAUUAUUAAGAUAUCGGUGUGAACCUGACAGAUCCCAUGUUCAGAGGACUCUACAGAGGGAAGCAGAAACAUGAUGAUGACUUUGAACAGAUCAUCGACAGAGCUCUCAAAACCGGAGUUGAAAAGUUUGUGAUCACAGGAGGAAGCCUUGAAGACAGCAAGGAGGCCCUCACACUAGCUGAGACCAGAGAUGAGUUCUACUGCACAGUCGGCUGCCACCCCACCCGCUGCGGUGAGUUUGAGCAGCAUGGAGAGUCGCAGUACUUCUCAGGGCUGAGGGAGCUGGCAGCAGCACACAGAGGAAAGGUGGUGGCCAUCGGAGAGUGUGGCCUAGAUUUCGACAGGCUGGAAUUUUGCCCCAAAGAGACUCAGCUCAAAUACUUUGAGAAGCAGUUUGACCUGGCAGAGGAGACCAAGCUGCCCAUGUUCCUCCACUGCAGAAACUCCCAUCAGGAGUUCAUCGACAUAAUGAAGAGAAAUCGAGACCGAUGUGUAGGAGGAGUGGUCCACUCAUUUGAUGGGACUGCAGAGGACGCUGCUGCCCUCAUUGACCUGGACCUCUAUAUCGGAAUAAAUGGGUGUUCUUUGAAAACUGAGGCCAAUAUUGAAGCUAUGAAGUCAGUUCCCACUGACAGGCUCAUGAUAGAAACAGAUGCUCCGUGGUGUGGGGUGAAGAACACUCAUGCAGGCUCCAAAUAUGUCGAAACUACAUUUCCCACUAAGAAGAAAUGGGAGGCAGGGCACUGUCUAAAAGACAGGAAUGAGCCCUGUCACAUCAUACAAGUUCUGGAGGUGAUGGCGGCAGCGAGAGAAGAGGAGCCGCUGGAGCUGGCCAGCACCAUAUACAGCAACACCGUCAAAGUUUUCUUUUCGAGCUGAUGGUCGGCCACAUCAAACUUUUAUUAGAUUGACUGAUUUUACUUCACAGCUGAUGAAGGCUCCUUCAUGAAUGUGUGCACAACUGCCUGAGUGAAGUACGGGUACAUGGGAAUUUAUCAUCUAAAAUAAAAGAAAAAAUGUGUUUUUCA